This is a messenger RNA of Postia placenta MAD-698-R-SB12, 2977 nucleotides long. RefSeq names its product glycosyltransferase family 2 protein. The coding region runs from base 1 to 2670 and encodes 889 amino acids. Gene Ontology annotation, molecular function: chitin synthase activity. The record is from RefSeq and is a predicted model, not a curated record. NCBI's taxonomy places the organism in Eukaryota, Fungi, Basidiomycota, Agaricomycetes, Polyporales, Adustoporiaceae. The transcript is spliced from 16 exons. Gene Ontology annotation, cellular component: cell septum; cell periphery.
AUGGCCGAGGACCAUCGCCCUCCCCUCCCCUCCUAUGCAUCUCAGAGCUCAGUAACGCUGUCCGACCACUCUGACCCCUUCGCAGACCGCCCACCGCGCCAGGUCGCGUUUCAGGAGCCCAACAUGGCCGCGUACGAGAGCACGGCCUCUCUUCCGCACGAGUUUGGUGGUAUGGGCAGCAACUACGACGACGAGGAGGUUGAGAAACUUCCACUCACAGCAGCUCAAGGCGGGUUGUACCCUCCUGGCCCCAUUGACCCUAAUGCCUACGGUGAUCCUUAUGACCGCCCUAUCUCGGUUGUAUCAACGGCAUCUUCUGGCGUCGAAUCUGCAUGGAGGCGGCGACAGACGAUCAAGCGUGGUGUAACGCGUAAAGUCAAGCUUACGAAGGGUAAUUUCAUUGCGGAGUACCCUGUGCCGACUCCCGUAUACAGCGCGAUCGAGCCUAAGUGGUUGGGCUCGAAGACCACUGAAUUCUCCCAUAUGCGUUACACUGCCGCGACAUGCGACCCUGAUGACUUCUCUGAAGCGAACGGUUACUCUCUGCGAACCAAGAUGUACAACCGCCAGACAGAGCUACUCAUUGCCAUCACGUCGUAUAACGAAGACAAGACUCUUUACGCUCGCACGCUGCACGGCGUCAUGUUGAACAUCCGUGAUAUCUGCAAGACCAAGCAGUCGAAGUACUGGCGCCGUACUGCGGAAGAAGGUGUUCCAGGGUGGCAAAAGAUCACUGUUGCGCUCAUCAUUGAUGGUCUGGAACCUAUGGACAAGACGGUGCUGGAUAUUCUGGCUACCGUAGGCGUCUAUCAGGAUGGUGUCAUGAAGAAGCAAGUUGAUGGCAAGGACACUGUCGCACACAUUUUCGAGUACACAACGCAACUUUCCGUUGACCCCACACCUCAGUUGAUAUUGCCGCACGGAGAUGAUCAUGCCAACUUGGUACCCGUAUCCAUCAUCCUCGUCAUCAAGGCGAAGAAUCAAAAGAAGAUCAACUCUCACCGUUGGUUGUUCAACGCUAUUGGUCGGAUGUUGGAGCCGGAAUAUUGUGUCCUCAUUGACGCUGGUACGAAACCUGGGCACAAGUCUAUCUACUACCUAUGGGAGGCUUUCUAUAAUGACCCUCACUUGGGUGGCUGUUGUGGUGAAAUCCACGCCAUGUUGGAAGGUGGCAGAAAGCUCCUCAACCCUCUGGUUGCCGCCCAGAACUUCGAGUAUAAGAUGUCAAAUAUCUUGGAUAAGCCCCUGGAAAGUAGUUUCGGCUACGUGUCAGUGUUGCCUGGUGCCUUCUCCGCCUACCGGUACCGCGCCAUUUUGGGCAAGCCAUUGGAGCAGUACUUCCAUGGUGACCACUCGCUUGCCGAUCGUCUUGGCCCCAAGGGUAUCUAUGGCAUGAACAUUUUCACAAAGAAUAUGUUCUUGGCCGAGGAUCGUAUCCUCUGUUUCGAGUUGGUCGCGAAGGCGGGUGAUAGGUGGACUCUGACGUAUGUCAAGCCUAGUAAGGCUGAAACGGAUGUACCCGAGUCUGCCGCAGAACUCAUCGGUCAGCGUCGGCGUUGGUUGAAUGGUUCCUUUGCCGCUUCCGUGUAUGCGCUCGUCAACUUCUUUAAGCUCUACAGGUCCGGCCAUGGCAUCAUUCGCAUGUUCUUCCUCCACAUCCAGGCUAUUUACAAUGUCUUCAGCUUGAUUUUCUCGUGGUUCGCUCUGGCCAACAUCUGGUUGACUUUUUCCAUCAUCAUCGAGCUACUUCCUUCGGAUGGCCUUACGUUCUUCGGUACCGCGGAUAUUACACAUUGGGUUAACGAAGCGUGCAAAUGGAUCUAUCUUGCUUUCCUGUGUCUUCAGUUCGUGCUCGCUCUGGGUAACAGACCGAAGGGAGAGCGAAUGGCAUACACCGUCACACUAUGGGUCUAUGCUGUCCUGGCCUUGUACCUACUCGUUUGUUCCUUCGCGUUGACGAUAAAGGCGUUCAUAGCGGUUCCAGCUCUGAUAAGAGCGCAGACAUCAGUGAAAGAAAUCGUCUUGACGUUCUUCAAGCCCCCAGUCGGUGCUUUGAUCGCUGCUAUGGUAUCAACAUACGGUAUCUACUUCAUGGCUUCGUUCCUAUACCGCGACCCGUGGCACUUGUUCACCAGCUUCUUCCAAUACCUGUGCUUGGCACCGAGCUUCACUAACGUCCUGAACGUCUACGCCUUUUGUAAUCUGCACGACGUCUCUUGGGGUACCAAGGGUAGUGACAAGGCGGAGGCUCUACCAUCAGUAUCAUCGAAGAAGGCCAAGGAUGCAGAAACAGCCGUGGUCGAGGAAUCAGCAAGAAGUAAGGAGGAUCUCGACGCGCACUUCAAGGAGACUGUUACACGUGCGGUCACCAAGCUGGAGGUCAAGGAGGAGAUCGAGAAGCCCACCAUGGACGACGAGAACAAAACGUUCCGGACGCGUCUGGUGGCAUUCUGGAUGCUGUCGAACGCGGUUCUUGCUAUAUCCGUUGCCAACUUGAACGGGCUUUCAAGUGGUAAUGAAUCCGUCGACGAAGACGCAUUACGCAAGAAGCAAAACAUCUACUUCGCCGUCAUUCUGUACUCGACGUUCGGGUUGGCAGCAGUCCGGUUCAUAGGGUGCUUGUACUACUUCUUCAAGCGUAACCUGUUCCGGUGCUGCAGGAGGAAUUAGUUUACGAUGUUGUGAGGGCUGUUGCAUUUGGGACACGUUGGGUACGGACUGCUGUCGUUCAUUCAUCAUACUAUACUGCUGCAUCUCGGGACUAAGGACAUUUGGAUGCUGUCGUCCCUUCAUCACUACAUCGCCGGUUUCGCUACAUGUCUGCCUACUGCUGUUUCGUCGUAAUCACGGAGUCGGCAUCUUCAUACCGGUCCUUUGUACAUCUUGACAUUAACUGAUGAGACGAUAGCACGAACGCUGCGGGCAUUAAGUCCUCUGAACAAUGAACUAUGAAUGCUGGUGGCGUCUUCGACGAUGA